UUUCGUCUCUUACCAUCAUCCCUUCCCUUCGUCCGAUUCCUCCUCUGCCAUGCUCGACGAACAUGAUGGUGAAAGCGAUGCUAGCGGGUCCUAUGAUUCGGACGCGAGCAGCUCCGGUGAUGAGAGCGAUGGAAUUGAACAAGCCGUCCUCAGUCCAGAGGAAAUCUUUGCCGAAAGAGAGAUCGAAGGCGACUUUGAUCGUCUAGUAAAGAAUAUUCAGCGAAGCGAUGCCCCCGGCCUAACUAAAGAUUGGGAUUUCAAUAUCGAAGACCGCGACGCUGAAUUUCGCGAUGAUUUGAGGGCAGCGUCAGGCAUCGGUCGUAGGCAUAAAAAGAAAGGACGUGCUGCAGGUCCUGUUCUAUCCCAACAAGUGAGAUCUCUCAUUGGGGACGGUAAUCAGGCAUAUGUCGACAACAACCUUCCCGAGGCCAUACGUAUAACGCAAGAAGUCAUUCGUAUCGAACCACGUACCGUCUCUGCUUGGUCGGUGUGGGCCCAGUGUUGUGCCGACAUGAAUCAAGAACAUAGGGCUCUUCAGCUUCGCAUCAUGGCUGCUCAUCUAAGACACGAUGCUGAAGAAUGGGAUCGAUUGGCACGACAGUCCAAAGACCUUGGCUAUAACCAGCAAGCAUUGUACUGUUUUCGGAAGGUGUACAGUCUUGAUCCAUCAAACAUCGAAGCUCUAUGGGACCGUGCUACGCUUGCUAAGGACACUGGAGAUUUAAGAACUGCCCGCAUUGCAUACAAAGCUAUUCUCAAGCGCUUUCCCCACGAUUUGACGGUCCUAGCAGAACUCAGGACCAUCCUUAUCGAACUCUCUGAUCUCACAACAUGUGCCUCUCUCUUUCAACAAGCAUUUGACCAUUACCAGCAAAUGUAUCCCUCAGGCCGUGGACCUUCCCCUUCAUCAACUAGCGAAAUUUCCGGUGGUGGAUAUGGCUUAAUGGAAGUGCUCGUACUAGCUGAUCUAUAUAACACGCUCGGCGAAUACGAGAACGCCGUUGACGUUAUCCGGAAAGGAUGUCGAUGGCUUCAAGGGCGUGCUGACCAGAGAUAUUGGGAUGUCUGUGACGACGACAGAGAGUAUGAUCUACCGGACGUCGAUAUACCGCGACGUGCAGGUGGUACCGUAGAUCCAGGAAGGUAUCGUCUCGACGUGAACGCCAGACACCGUCUUGCUAUUGCCAGAAUCAAGAUGGGCGAGGCGGAAGAAAGCAAGAUGCAUGCCGAUAUUAUUCUGAGCGAAGACGUCCUUGAUUACGCUGCCUUGUUUGUGGAGAUUGCCGACGCGUACUUUGAACGAGAGCUAUAUGCUGACGCUCGCCCUAUCUACGAACUUUUGGGCGCAGACGCUAGCACAAGUAGCCUUUAUGUUCUCCUUCAAACAGCUGCUUGUCUUCGAAUGUUGGAUGAGUUGCGUGAAGCAGUCGAAGUAUAUGAACAUAUCAAGCUUGCUGACCCCACACAUAACGAAGCCAAAAUGAAGCUCGCUGAGAUCUAUGAAAUUUUGAAUGAACCGAGAAAAGCACUCGAGCUGGUCUACGAAGUCAUUGAUUCGCGCAAAAAGAGACCAAAGGACAAGACAGUGACACAGGCCGAGGAUACAGCGACCGCCUCUUUGUUCCCUGAAGAAAAGGCACAGUUAAGAAAUAAACCCCUCACUGUCAAAGCCCAAAACCGAUUAACGCAUGCCCAGUUGCGAGAACUAGAGGUCGAAAAGGAGAAAGAAAUCGUUAGAGGAUACCGACGAUUGCAAGAGGUAUGGGCGAAAAUGAUGGAGGGUGACGACAUUGUGGAACGAGAAUGGAUGGUUGAGGCGGAAAAAAUGGUUGAGACAUUUAGAGAGACGCGGAAUUUAUUCAUGACUAGUAGGAACAACCCAUUCCGAGGAAUGUUUCCCCGACGACCCAAGAAACAGAGAGACCACGAAGACGAGGAUCGUAUGGUUUCACGUCUCCAUCUUGACCUAGAGAACGACAGUAUGGCCAAGAAAGCGUCAAGGAGCGACAAGAAGGACGAAAGAGUAGAUAUAUUUCGUGGCGUCUCCUUUGAUAAUUGGUUGCGUGUGUUCAUGCAGUACUGCUUCGUACUUACGAAGCGCGGACAGUAUGAUCUAGCAGAUGAAGUGCUUCGUCACAUUCUCUUAUCAAAUGCAUACCAGUCGAAAGAGCUGCAAUCCACCAUUCGGCUUGCUUUACUUGCAUGCGCCAUUGCGUCAAAGAACUUUGUCGUCGUCGUCGAACUCUGUCGCAAGUUGAUCAACGUUCAUCAAUUCAAUAACGAGCCCUUACGUCUACUUCUUGCCACCCUAUCAAGUGGUCUCCGCCCAACCGAUGCUUUCAUCACAUCCACUUUGCAGAAACAUCUGUUCCGGGAGAUGAAGCUGGGAGACGCGGCUGUAAAAAACCCGGAAAGCCUACGAUGGAACCAAGCUGUCAAGCGUCAUGCCAUUAUAAACCAGGCCAAAGCUGAAGAUGACGACAUUGAGGAUGAAGGUGGUGGUAACGCUGAAACCGAUAAUAGCAAGGGGCCAAUACCUGAGUUACCCACGAAGCAGAACCCUGUCAUCAUAGCUAUUUACGGACAGAUAUGUAUUGCCGCGAAAAGUUACCAGAGCGCGAUCUUUUACCUUCUGCAUGCGUAUGAUUAUUGCCCCGACGACCCCAUGAUCUGCUUGUCUCUAGCAAUCGCAUCUCUGGGUCGUGCCAUGCAACGACAAUCAGAUAAUAGGCACCAUUUGAUUGCACAGGCAUUGGCCUUCCUAUCACGGUAUAGAGUCAUUCGAGGAGCCAACCUCCAAGGACAGAGUGAAGUCGAAUAUAACUUUGGACGCAGUUUUCACCAGCUAAGUCUAUACAGCUACGCUGCGAAACAUUACGAACGAGUACUUCAGCUUGCGGAGCAGCGACCAUCAGACUCGAGCGACGAAACAUUUGCGAAAGAGGCCGCAUAUAACCUUGCUUUGAUAUAUGUCAUGACCGGCGCAACUCCACUUGCUGCUGCGUUGUAUGACCGAUGGCUAUCGCUUUGACCCAUAUGCGCGAAAUGGAACCAAUAAUAGCUGCACAUCCUUGUACCAUUGAUCUUUGAUUGACGAAAUCCAAAACGAGUAAGAUUCUUUCUGCAGUGGCUCAUUGGCGCGUCGAACAGCAUGUGAUCGCGCGAAGGGAAUUAUUACAAGCGCGAGGCUAGCACUCUGUCUUUAUUGCUUUCUGCAGAUGAGGACGUACUUAUGACUGACACUAUCCCUCCGUGAUAUCCUGGAGGCGUUCAAAAUCAACUGUGCAUAUUCGCCUCAGAAUCGUGGCGAGGACGUG
This is a messenger RNA of Guyanagaster necrorhizus, 3317 nucleotides long. Its product is annotated as TPR-like protein. Lineage: Eukaryota; Fungi; Basidiomycota; Agaricomycetes; Agaricales; Physalacriaceae. Gene Ontology annotation, cellular component: transcription factor TFIIIC complex. The coding region runs from base 50 to 3031 and encodes 993 amino acids. Gene Ontology annotation, biological process: transcription by RNA polymerase III. The transcript has 17 exons. The record is from RefSeq and is a predicted model, not a curated record. Gene Ontology annotation, molecular function: protein binding.